AUGGCUAAUAUGGGCACUCGAAGCCUCGUGGCUCUUUCCUCAAGCGCUGGUGUCACUCCAUGUCGAGGCCUUGCGCCGUUUAGCAUCACAGGUCGCAUGCGAUCCAAGCGACGUUCGAUCUCGUUCCGCGAUUCGUCGCGCGGCAUAACUCUCAGAUGCACCUUGGCAAGCGAUGUCGCAGAGGAAGCGGGUGCGAGCGACGACGGUGCAGGCAAGAACGUCGCAGAAUCGCGGUGUUUGGAUCUGCAAGGAAUCGGGAUGAGAUUCGGCAACCGCGUGAUUCUGGAUGACGUGUCGCUCCACGUGAAUCCGCGAGAAAUCGUGGGUCUACUGGGUCCCAACGGCGCGGGCAAGAGCACCACCUUCAGCAUCGCCGUCGGCCGCGAGACCCCGACAGCUGGCGCCGUGCGAUUGGGCGGCGCUGACGUCACCGGCCUUCCCCUGGAGCGGCGGGCGCGGAUGGGCGUGGCGUUCCUGGCGCAGGAGGCGAGCAUCUUCCGCGGGCUGAGCGUGGCGGAUAGCAUUCGGCUUGUUCUCGAGGAGGGGCCCCUGCCGCACCAUUUGCAUGACGCCCGGAUUGAGGAGCUGCUACGCAAGUUCGACCUGGUCCACGUGGCACACACUCUCGGGCGCCACCUGUCAGGUGGAGAGCGGCGCAGAGCGGAGGUAGCCCGAGCCCUGGCAGUAAAGGACAGCGAUUGCAACCCGCCACGGCUGCUAAUGGUCGAUGAGCCGUUUGCAGGUGUGGACCCCAUCGGAGUGCAGCUGAUGCAGAGCAUGCUGAGCGCGCUGAGGGAGCACGACGGCAUGGCCAUUCUCAUCACGGACCAUAAUGUGGCGGAGACACUGGGGGUGUGCGACCGCGCGUACGUGAUGCAUGAAGGAAGGGUGGUGGCGUGCGGCACGCCCGAACAAGUGUUGGAGGACCCCCUGGUGCAAAGGCUUUACUUGGGGCCAGCGUUUAGUCGUCAGGCAAUGCUGUGA
This is a messenger RNA of Closterium sp. Yama58-4, 984 nucleotides long. The record is from the annotation of a GenBank genome assembly. Lineage: Eukaryota; Viridiplantae; Streptophyta; Zygnematophyceae; Desmidiales; Closteriaceae.